UUCACGAACCUCGUGUCAUGUCCUAGCAACCGUAGUAAUCACUACUCUUCUUCUGGAGAAAACGACCAUUUAACACCUUCGUGUACUGCCUGGCUCACGCUCCUCCGCGUUUCGACCAAGAUGUUUCAAGUGACAAAGCCGCCCAAACGACAGUGUCUCCAAGACAAGGUGACUUAAGCCGUCCCAAGCAUUCUGAGCCACUUCACAAUCUUGAAAGCAGCACACUUCCUCGUUCAUUGUUCUUUUGUCUCCGGCUAUCUUUCUCCUUGUCUGGAGCUCGAUCCUAUUUUUAGCGCUCUUAUACCCUUUGCAAAACUUAAAGGUUCAAGGAUACCAGAAUGCCACUUUUUCUGCACGGUUUCCCUUUCCUACCUCACGAUUCUCAUUCCAUUUCAAUCUUGGCCAUUUCAAAAUGAACUCUCAGCAAAUCAGCACCGCCCAGCCUUCCACGGUCUCAACCGCGCCCUCCUCAACCGUCGCAGCAUGCUCUGCUGCCACAAAGACAACCGAGGAGAAGAGAACCCGCUUCACCCGCGCUGAGCGACGCGCCUUUGCCAAAGAGAGGAAGGCCGAGGCCUCGCAUAAUCCAGCUCAUGGAGGGAAGAAGGGCGGAAAGCUCCCUCACAAGUGUGCCCACAACCAUCGGGACCCCAAGCUCAAUUCCCAGGCCUCCACCCAGGCUGUCGACGACAUGAUUGCCUACCUUAUCAGCAUCCGCGGCAAGGAGGGCAAUCGUAAUGUUCAGGAAAUGCUCAAGGGUGCGCACAAGAAGGGUCUUGAGAAUCGCAUUACACGCGGUGCUCCUGGAGCUACAUCCGCGCCCCAGAAGAAGAAGAAGGAAAUCUCCCCCGAAAAACUGGCAAAGAUCCAGAAGCGUAAAGAGUUGCGCGCUGAGAAGAGGAAGGCUUUUCGUGAGGCUCGCCAUGAUGCGAACAAGCAGGAGCAGAAGCCCGAAGACCAGAAGUCUGAGGAGAAGGUCUCGGAGGGGCAAAAGUCCGAGGAACAACCUCAGAAGCAGCAGCAGGAGACUAAGCAACUCAACGGCACCGUCGAGAAUAAAGCGUCCGAGGAGCCCUCAAAGCCAGCUGAGAUGAAGCCGGGUGAAGAGCCUUUGAAGGACCAGCAUGAGAAGACGGAGGCGGAGGAUGACCCAUACGCCAACUUUGACGAAAUUGACUUGGACGACUCUGACUAGAUUCCCAGUUUCAACAUUUUCAGGUAGGUCCUUUCUAACGCUGCCAUAUCCCCCGUUUCCAGAAU
Molecule: messenger RNA, 1260 nt
Organism: Westerdykella ornata
Lineage: Eukaryota; Fungi; Ascomycota; Dothideomycetes; Pleosporales; Sporormiaceae
Exons: 1
Coding region: 413-1195 (260 amino acids)
Source: RefSeq, a predicted model, not a curated record